Onychostoma macrolepis is the source of this 2713-nucleotide messenger RNA. It is a transcript of the gene cldn28, whose product is annotated as claudin 28. Lineage: Eukaryota; Metazoa; Chordata; Actinopteri; Cypriniformes; Cyprinidae. Gene Ontology annotation, biological process: bicellular tight junction assembly; cell adhesion. Gene Ontology annotation, molecular function: structural molecule activity. The transcript has a single exon. Gene Ontology annotation, cellular component: plasma membrane; bicellular tight junction. The record is from RefSeq and is a predicted model, not a curated record. Bases 1353 to 1919 code for a protein of 188 amino acids.
UUCAAUCCACUACAAACACCCAUGUAAUGUUGUUGCUGUUUUUCAAGCUCCAAAUGCAGCAGUAACAUUCUGUAUACGGGUGUAUGGAAGGAUAGGGCAAUUAUUGCUCCCGUUGAGAGCAACAAGAUUGACUGAUUCUCAACCAUAAACAAGGCAAAGUUUUCUGAAGCUGUAUAUAGCCAGAUUUGUGUUAUGGACUGACAAAUGCCAAAGUGCAAAAUUGUUGGCUUAUAGUGAAUUAUUUCCCUCAUUUUUUUAGAUGAACUAUAGCAUUUUUAGAUAAACUCAUUUGAGUUUCUUUAGAUGAGAGCAUCUGCUAAAUCUCAAAUCAGAUGGCUCUUGGUACAGGGACCAGUUGCGCAAACCUAUCCAAUAUAAGACUAUGUCUUAAGAUCUUAGCCGGGGGUAAUCAGUCUCUUUUUUUUAUUUUUUUUAUUUUUUAGAUUCAAAUUAGACCAAUCUACCUUUUUGUAACUGACUUUAAAAUUUAUGACCAAAGAAAUUAGACAAAAAGGCAAAAACCAUGAAAUGAGUUAGCAUUUUGUACCUCCAGUUCCAUUGUCCUGAAAUCAGUGUGUUUUUUUUGAGCGGGUUUGUGGUUAAAUGCCUGAAAUAAGGACUGUGGUUAACUUGAGUUUUCCAGUUUUAUUCUACACAUCAGUACCCACUUGUGUGUUUUUGUUAAGCUUUCACUUAUCUUUAAAAAAAAGGAGGAAUUCAGAAACAUUAUUCGUCAUUGCACUGAACAGGAAAACUGAUACUCAAUAGCUUGUUUCAGCCUCGUUGUAAACUAUACUAACUCAAACCUUCAGGGAAAACAUUUGUGGAAGCUUGUAAAGUGGUGAUGUUCAAGUGUGGUUUGUUUCUAGCCUUUAUAUAGGUUUUCACUCCUGCUGUUUACAUUCAUGCUUCAAAAUUCAUAAAAGUUAAUUUACAAAGAUUAGCAUGAUGAACAAAACAUGUACGAAUAAUAAACUUUUGUUUGUCACCUCAUUUUCUACCAUUUUUGGGGCAUAGUCUCUAUUGAUUUAUGAAAAUAAUUAAAUGCAAAAUAAACAGCAUACAUGUUUGGAACAAGGGUGAGAAAACACUGAAUGUGCAUCCCAGUUUCAUUGAAUUGUGUACUUUUUCCAUGAAUCCGUCCUUAUUGUGGACAUACUGAGUAGAAGAAUCAAGUUGAGCAGGAAACUCUAUAUGGGUCUCCUCCCCUUGCUUUGCUUUCUCUUUGUUCAAAUACCAAUACCUGAGGCACAACAAGGAAGAGCAUUCACUUUGUCAAUAGUCUUUCGCUCUUACAACUUCAACGUUUUCCUCCCUUUAAUUGCAGAUGAAUCACCUUUGUUCUGUAAAAGAUGAGACGACGACAAAUCUUGGCUGUAUGUCUGGCUGUGUUGGGCCUAUGCGGUACAAUCCUGGUGUGUGCAUUGCCUAUGUGGAAAGUGACAGCCUUCGUGGGAGCAAACAUCGUGACAGCACAGGUUUUCUGGGAAGGCUUGUGGAUGAACUGUGUCCUGCAGAGCACCGCUCACAUGCAGUGCAAAGCGUAUGACUCCAUCCUGGCUCUGACUCAAGAUCUCCAGGCAGCUCGAGCAUUGAUGUGUGCCUCUAUCGCUGUCAGUGUGGUCGCCAUUGGACUGUUCGUUGUCGGAGCCGAUUGCACCAACUUUUACAGAGAAGAGCGGCUUAAGAAGACUAACACUGGAAUAGCAGCUGGUGCAGUCUUUAUAGUUGCAGGUGUGAUGUGCCUUAUUGCUGUCAGCUGGUCGGCGUAUGUUAUCAUUGUGGACUUCUAUAAUCCUCAAGCAAUAUCGGGGAGAAAAGGAGAGCUGGGAGCCUCCAUCUAUGUAGGAUGGGUGGCCGGUGUUCUGUUGAUUGUAGGUGGUGGGCUGCUCAUCAGCACAUACUCCAACCGAUGUUGACCAGAUUUGUUGGUUAAGCCUCAAGUGACUCAAGUGAUGUGCCUGAUUGUGUCUGUAAUAUCAUGGAGUCUCUUUCCUGAUGACUGUUUUACGUUUUCAUGAAUUUAUAAAUCCUUUGGUUAUGUCAACCUGUGGCAUAUGGACUCAACACUUCAGUAUUUGUAGAAAUGCCAGUUGCACAAGGGAAAGCAUCAAAGUUAGGACAUAUGUAUAUGUUGCAUUACGUUCCUGACUGUUUGUACAAAUGAAUAUAUAAAUUCAUUUUUAAUUAGUGAUUUAGAACAUGUUAAAUAAUAUAGGCAUAUCAAGGAAAGUACAUUUUUAUAGCACAUUUCAUACAAAUUGUAUGAAUGGUAGGCCUACUUUAAAAAAAAAAAAAGGUAAUUCAAAGUGCUUUACAGAAAGAAGAUUAAUACAAUCUGUGAUCAUAAAAAGGAAAAAUCAUAAUCAUAAAAAUAAUAAAAAUGAAUAAAUUAGCUGAAAUGAAAAUUAUAUAUAAAAAUAAAAGGAAGAUUUAAAAAGAACAGUGCAGUGCAAUUGGUACAGCACACAGUGUAUGAAAAUGUUUAUUCUUUAUUUUGUCACAAUUUGCAGGCUCAAAUGAAGUUUUUUAAUCUGUUGUAUGUAAUCAUGUUGUAGUGUUGUCAUUAGAUGUAUAUUUAUUAAACUUUUUUUUUUAAGAUUUCAGUUCGCCUUAGACUUACCAACUAGUAGCAAACAAUAUUUUCAAUAUUUGAUCUUAUUUGAUAAAAAUGUGACCAAAAUGUUAAAUAAAUACUAAUAAUUAAUGUACU